GCCAACCAACCCCGAAGCCUUCCUCACCUACCCGGAGGGGCGGCCAACGAUGAGCAGCGGGGCUCCCGAGGCCAAGCAGCGGCGGCUGGACGCGGGCGAGAAGGCCGAGGCGGGCGGCGCGCGUGCGCCGGAGGCGGCCGUCGGGCUCGAGGCGGCGGUUGCCGGGCAGCGGGGGGGAGCCGAGGCCGGGGCGGGCGCCUGCGCAGCGGCGGCGGCGGCGGCCGCGGUUGCCGGGCAGCCGGUCUCCGGGGCGACGCAGCGCGCGCUGGAGGCGGUGGACGCGUGCCAGCGCGAGUUGGAGGCGCUGAGCGAGCGCGCCGGCGAGGAGAUCCUGCGCGUCGAGCGCAAGUACGGCGAGCUGCGGCGGCCGCACUUCGAGCGGCGCAACCGGCUGAUCGAGGACAUCCCCGGCUUCUGGGUCACCGCCUUCCUCAACCAUCCACAGCUCUCUGCUCUCAUUGACGAGAAUGACGAGGAGGCAUUUAACUACAUGAUGAGGCUGGAGGUGGAAGAGUUUGAAGACAUCAAAUCCGGCUACCGGAUCAAGUUCCACUUCAGCGAGAAUCCGUACUUCGAGAACUCGCUCAUCAUCAAGGAGUUUCACCUGGGGACUGGAGGGAAGCCAGUGUCGCAGUCGACUCCUAUCAAGUGGAAGAAGGGAAUGGACCUGAUCUCGCUGAACCGAGGGCUUGGCGAGAAGGGCAGGAAGCGUGGACACCGCAGUUUCUUCUCCUGGUUCACUGAGCACCGUAACCCCACCACCGAUGAAAUCGCAGAGGUACUGAAGGAUGAUAUGUGGCCGAACCCACUCCAGUAUUUCCUGAUUGCGGAGAGCGAGAGUGGGGAAAACGGCCUGGAUGACAGCGAUGAGGAGAACGGGGAGGGCUCGGUGGUGAUCGUGGAUGAGGACGAUGAUGAGGAUGACGUCCAGGAGAUUGUGGACAACGAGGAUGAGGAGGAUGAUGUGGAAGGCUCGGAGGACGACGAGGAUGUGGAGGAGAUCAAUGAAGGCGAGGAGGAGGAGGGGGUCGAGGUGGAGGGAAAGGAAGAUGCAGUGAAGGAAGGUGGCGAUGGCUAAACAGAACCUCCCUCUCCAUGGCUCUCUUUCUCCCCCCCCCCCCCACCAAAACAAAA
Messenger RNA from Mobula hypostoma (lesser devil ray), 1134 nucleotides. Its product is annotated as protein SET-like. NCBI's taxonomy places the organism in Eukaryota, Metazoa, Chordata, Chondrichthyes, Myliobatiformes, Myliobatidae. Gene Ontology annotation, cellular component: nucleus; chromatin. Bases 50 to 1078 code for a protein of 342 amino acids. The record is from RefSeq and is a predicted model, not a curated record. The transcript has 8 exons. Gene Ontology annotation, biological process: nucleosome assembly. Gene Ontology annotation, molecular function: histone binding; chromatin binding.